Molecule: messenger RNA, 1149 nt
Organism: Cucurbita pepo subsp. pepo (vegetable marrow)
Lineage: Eukaryota; Viridiplantae; Streptophyta; Magnoliopsida; Cucurbitales; Cucurbitaceae
Source: RefSeq, a predicted model, not a curated record
GUCUCUCCCACAGCUUGAGAAGCACAAACAGAAAUGGAAGUUAAGAAAAUACUCCAUAUGAAUUCAGGAGUUGGGGUCCAUAGCUAUGCCAAAAACUCCUUACUUCAGCAUAAGGCAAUAUCCACUGCAUGGCCUAUCAUAAAGGAAGCCAUUCAAGACUUGUGCACUCACAACCUUCCAACCACUUUCAACAUCGCAGAUUUGGGGUGUGCUUCGGGGCCUAACACUCUUAUGAUCGUCUCCAAUUUAAUCAAACAGCUUCACCACUUUUAUCAAAACCUCCCUAACCAAUCACUCCGCUAUCAAAUCUUCUUCAACGAUCUCCCUGCAAACGAUUUCAAUGCCAUCUUUAGAUCCUUGCCAGGUUUGUUGGACAAUUUGAAGGCCCAAAUUGGAGGUGAUUUUGGGCCAUGUUUCUUCAAUGGCGUGCCGGGUUCGUUUUAUGGCAGGCUCUUUCCUAACAAAAGUUUGCAUUUUGUUCAUUCUUCUUACGGUCUCCAUUGGCUCUCCCAGGUUCCUGAAGGGAUGGAGAUGGAAAACAAAGGGAACAUAUUCAUAGACGCUACAAGUGGGGAGAAUGUGAUUGAAGCGUUUCGUAGGCAAUUUGAAAAGGAUUUUUCAGUGUUUUUGAAGUGUCGGGGAGAAGAAGUGGUAGGAGGUGGAGGAAUGGCUCUUACACUGUUAGGAAGAACAGACAAAACUUAUUGUUACGCUUAUCAACUCUUGAAUUUAGCUCUCAAGAAAAUGGUUGCAGAGGGAAUGGUGGAAGAGGAGAAAAUGGAUAGAUUCAACAUACCCAACUUCAUGCCAACUCCACAAGAAAUAAAAGAUGAAAUCCAAAAGGAAGGAAGCUUCAUGAUGAAUCGUCUUGAAGUGUCCAGAAUUGAUUGGAACUUCUACAAUAUUGAUGCAACAAGUGUGGAUGUGGGUGUUGAUAGCAGUUAUAACAUUGCAAAGUGCAUUAGAUCUGUGAUGGAACCACUUAUGAUCCCUCACUUUGGAGAACCCAUUAUGGAACAACUAUUUGAUAGGUACAGAAAAAUAGUUAAGGAUGAGAUGUCCAACAAAAAGAUUGAGUUCAUCAAUCUCACUGUUUCUCUCAUUAGAAUAUAAAAUGAUUAAAAAAAAUAAUGAUAAUAUGAUGUGGUG